AUGAAGUUUGGAGUUUGUUUCGAACUUUAUCUGGUUCUUUGUUUUAUCCCAAGAAAUUCAGCUCAUUUUGAAGAAGACAUUCAAAAAAUUGUUGAAUUUUUUCGAUGUGACCCGGAAUGCACAUUCAAUCAUUCUGAAGUUACAUCAAAAACUAUCAAGGAUUUCCCAUCGAACUGCGAGAUAGUCUGUGGGAUUUUAAAUUUCAACUCGAAUACUGAUUUAUCGGAAGAUCAAUUAAAAAAAGUGUUUCAAAAUCUGAAAGAACUUGAUGGAGAUUUGAAAGUUGAAAACUCAAAUCUAACUAGUCUAUCGUUCUUCUCUUCAUAUGAUUUCAAUUUCUGCUACUAUACUGGAAUAUCAAUAAUCAACAACUCAUUAUUAGAACAUGUCGAUAUUCUCAAAAAAGCGUAUUAUAUACGAGCCAAUGAGGACAUUGAAAACGUUUUUCAAAUCAUGAAUAAUACAAAAUUGGAUGCAAGCAAACUAUGCAAUCGUGGGAACAUGAAUGAUUUGUUCGAAUUAAAAGUUCUGGGGAAUUUGAAAGAUUGUGGAUGCUAUUUCGACCUUGCGAAUAACCCAAAUUUUGAUGGUUUUGAGACAUGUAAAGUCUUAUAUGGAGGCCUAAACCUAACUAAUAUUACUGAGAAUUCUGUAAAUUUCUCUAAAUUUCUGAGCAUUGGCCACUUGAAAGGAAAUAUUGAAGUCGCUCAUACAAAUUUCAAAGACUUAUCUUUUUUGAAAAAUCUCAAUACCUUGCAAAUGGAAAAUGAAGUCAGAGAAAAUGAAAUUAUUAUCAAUAUUCAUGAUAAUCCCGAAAUGACUCGACUUGGAUGGACAAGUUUAGAAUAUAAGCUUGGAUACCGAACAACUUAUAUCAUGAAUCUUGAAAAUUUGCAUCCAGAUUUCUGUCUAUCAUUUCUCGAACUCAUAUUCUUCUCAAAAAUAGGAGUAGAAUUCCGGAAUAUUCAGGCAACAUACUGUCAAGAUUUCAAUGAGACACUUGAUGCCAAUUAUGGAUUUUGCCAGUUUCAAACUCUGAGCAAUUUGGGUUAUGGAUGUGAAAUAAUAUUCGGUGAUUUGGUUAUUGAUUCCAAUGAGGGAAAAUAUUUGGAAAAACUAAUUCAUAUUCCAUUUUUGUUUGGAACAUUGAAGAUUCAAUAUAUGAAAUCGGAAGGUUUGGAUUUCUUAUACGGACUGCAAUAUAUUGUGAAUCUGGAUGCCACUCAGCCAGCCAUUACGAUACGUUCGAAUAAGUACUUGAAACGAGCAAGAAUACCAAUGCUUGAGCACGUAAUUUCAAAGACUAGCGAUGAUGUGGUAAUGUACGAAAAUCCGUCGAUGUAUAGCAAUAAUCAAGAAUGCCUACUGUACCGUAUAACCUAUCAAACCAACUUGAACAUUAGGAAUCUAGAUUGUGAUACAAAUGUCUUCAAUGAAUCAGACAACAUUAAGCAUAAUGGCAUCAUUUUCAUGUUUUGGUUAGGCAUUUUAAAUAUUAAAAUGUUCAUGGUUUUUUGA
Caenorhabditis elegans is the source of this 1518-nucleotide messenger RNA. RefSeq names its product Receptor L-domain domain-containing protein (gene irld-56). NCBI's taxonomy places the organism in Eukaryota, Metazoa, Nematoda, Chromadorea, Rhabditida, Rhabditidae. The record is from RefSeq and is marked reviewed. The transcript has 8 exons. Bases 1 to 1518 code for a protein of 505 amino acids.